This is a messenger RNA of Ctenocephalides felis (cat flea), 738 nucleotides long. RefSeq names its product endocuticle structural glycoprotein SgAbd-1-like. Gene Ontology annotation, cellular component: chitin-based extracellular matrix. The transcript is spliced from 3 exons. Lineage: Eukaryota; Metazoa; Arthropoda; Insecta; Siphonaptera; Pulicidae. The record is from RefSeq and is a predicted model, not a curated record. Bases 1 to 738 code for a protein of 245 amino acids. Gene Ontology annotation, molecular function: structural constituent of chitin-based larval cuticle.
AUGAAAUUAGUGAUCUUAUUCGCCGUGGUAGCUUUGGCGGCAGCAGGUCCCGACGAGAGCGCCCAAGUUCUCCGACAGGAACAAGACGUUCGUCCUGAUGGAUACUCCUACAGCUACGAAACCUCCAACGGUAUCGCAGCCCAGGAACAAGGCAACUUAAACGGCGAAGCCAUUGCUGCCCAAGGAUCCUUCCAAUACACUGCUCCCGAUGGCACCCCAAUCCAAGUCUCUUACGUCGCCGAUGAAGGAGGUUUCCAACCCCAAGGAGCUCAUUUGCCAACUCCACCACCAAUCCCAGACCAUGUCUUGAGGGCUUUGGAAUACAUCCGUACUCAUCCACCAAAAGACCAACCUCAACAACAGCAAUUCUUAUUAGUCUGCGCCUUAGUGGCCGUGGCCUUCGCAGCCGAAGAGGAGCCAAUCGCCAUCGUCAAACAAUCUCAAGAUGUCCACCCUGAGGGUUACGAAUUCUCUUACGAGACCGCCAACGGAAUCAAAGCCGAAGAAUCUGGUGCUUUGAAAAAUGCUGGAGGCGAAGAAGAAUCCAUCGCCGUCCAGGGAACAUUUGAGUACACCGCUCCUGAUGGAACUCCGGUGCGUAUGACCUACAUCGCCGACGAAAACGGCUACCAGCCAUCAGGAGAUCUUUUGCCAGUUGCCCCUGAGAUCCCAGACCAUGUUGUACGAGCUUUGGAAUACAUCAGGACACAUCCACCAAAAGACGAACCACAAAACUAA